AUGGAAAAUCCGAAUUACGCAACAGUAAGAUCUGACGACGAAUUCAUAAAUAAUGCUGAACCAACAAGAAUACAAGAUAACAACAAAAACCGCAGCAGCAUCACUAAUCUUGAUGAAGUUUCUAUUAAAUCAGGCAAUGACACUGAAAAAGCUAAUAAAACUCAACAUAGAAAAGUUAUUUCUAGAGAUGCUACCAAGUGGUAUAAAAAUACUAGAGCCGUUUUGACUGCCUUCAAAUCAAAUUUUUUGUUGAUUUUUUUACCUCCCGCUAUUAUGUUGAAGUAUUUUCACGUCCAUGAGGGUUUAGUGUUUGUCUUUAAUUUUUUGGCAAUUAUUCCGUUAGCCAAAAUUAUGACUGUUGGAAUUGAUGAUUUCGCGACCAGAUUGCCUCCGAUUCUUGGUGUAGUCUUUCUGGCUGGUUCAUGGCCAAGGGUUCAUCGAGAGUCCAAGCAUGCUCAUUUGAACACUCAGUUAUGGGUAGCGACUAGUGCUUCAACACUCGCUCUCGCUGUUCUUGCUCUCGUAACCCCUGCUGCAUUCAAGAUUGCUGCUCCUGCCGGUACUGGUAUUGAAUGUGAUAUUCAAAAUAUCAGCCAUUCUACUGCUAUUGUUUUAUUACUCGUAUACUGUGGUCUAUUGGUAUUUCAGCUGAAAACUCACGCUCAUGAGGUUUUUGUUUCUAACUUUAUGGAGCACUAUGAUGCCAUCAAAGUAGCUUCUAAAGAUAAGGUCGAUACAGCUGUUAGUUUGGUUCUCAAUACCUCUGUGCAAAUUGCUCUUUUAAUUGCUCCUGCACUUGUUCUUAUCGGUUGGGCAGUUUCUAGGCCAUUAACUUUGGAUUUCAACGUAUUGGAAGUCAGUGUGUUAGCUUGUGCUGUACUAAUUGUUAAUUAUCUAGUUGCGGAUG
Molecule: messenger RNA, 907 nt
Organism: Racocetra fulgida
Lineage: Eukaryota; Fungi; Glomeromycota; Glomeromycetes; Diversisporales; Gigasporaceae
Source: the annotation of a GenBank genome assembly